This is a messenger RNA of Rhinopithecus roxellana (golden snub-nosed monkey), 2414 nucleotides long. RefSeq names its product zinc finger DHHC-type containing 17 (gene ZDHHC17). The record is from RefSeq and is a predicted model, not a curated record. Gene Ontology annotation, biological process: protein palmitoylation. Gene Ontology annotation, molecular function: palmitoyltransferase activity; protein binding. Gene Ontology annotation, cellular component: Golgi membrane. Lineage: Eukaryota; Metazoa; Chordata; Mammalia; Primates; Cercopithecidae.
GGGGCAGGAGAAAGAGGAGGAGGCCCGCGUCGCCUCCGGCGGGGCUCGCGCUCGCCCCGCGCUCGCCCUCCGCCUUGCCCGAGCCCCGGGAGGGUGAAACGCUCUCUCCCGGCAUGCAGCGGGAAGAGGGAUUUAACACCAAGAUGGCGGACGGCCCGGAUGAGUACGAUACCGAAGCGGGCUGUGUGCCCCUUCUCCACCCAGAGGAAAUCAAACCCCAAAGCCAUUAUAACCAUGGAUAUGGUGAACCUCUUGGACGGAAAACUCAUAUUGAUGAUUACAGCACAUGGGACAUAGUCAAGGCUACACAAUAUGGAAUAUAUGAACGCUGUCGAGAAUUGGUGGAAGCAGGUUAUGAUGUGCGGCAACCGGACAAAGAAAAUGUUACACUCCUCCAUUGGGCUGCCAUCAAUAACAGAAUAGACUUAGUCAAAUACUAUAUUUCGAAAGGUGCUAUUGUGGAUCAACUUGGAGGAGACCUGAAUUCAACUCCAUUGCACUGGGCCACAAGACAAGGCCAUCUAUCCAUGGUUGUGCAACUAAUGAAAUAUGGUGCAGAUCCUUCAUUGAUUGAUGGAGAAGGAUGUAGCUGUAUUCAUCUGGCUGCUCAGUUUGGACAUACCUCAAUUGUUGCUUAUCUCAUAGCAAAAGGACAGGAUGUAGAUAUGAUGGAUCAGAAUGGAAUGACGCCUUUAAUGUGGGCAGCAUAUAGAACACAUAGUGUGGAUCCAACUAGAUUGCUUUUAACAUUCAAUGUUUCAGUUAACCUUGGUGACAAGUAUCACAAAAACACUGCUCUGCAUUGGGCAGUACUAGCAGGGAAUACCACAGUCAUUAGCCUUCUUCUGGAAGCUGGAGCUAAUGUUGAUGCCCAGAAUAUCAAGGGCGAAUCAGCACUUGAUUUGGCAAAACAGAGAAAAAAUGUGUGGAUGAUCAACCACUUACAAGAGGCAAGGCAAGCAAAAGGAUAUGACAAUCCGUCCUUCCUUAGAAAGCUGAAAGCUGAUAAGGAAUUUCGGCAGAAAGUAAUGUUAGGAACUCCUUUCCUAGUUAUUUGGCUGGUUGGGUUUAUAGCAGACCUAAAUAUUGAUUCUUGGCUCAUUAAAGGGCUAAUGUAUGGUGGUGUUUGGGCUACAGUACAGUUUCUUUCAAAAUCCUUUUUCGAUCAUUCAAUGCAUAGUGCAUUGCCCCUUGGGAUAUAUUUGGCAACCAAAUUCUGGAUGUAUGUGACGUGGUUCUUCUGGUUUUGGAAUGAUCUCAACUUUUUAUUUAUCCAUCUUCCAUUCCUUGCCAAUAGUGUUGCACUUUUCUACAAUUUUGGAAAAUCUUGGAAAUCAGAUCCAGGGAUUAUUAAAGCAACAGAAGAGCAAAAGAAAAAGACAAUAGUUGAACUUGCAGAGACAGGAAGUCUGGACCUCAGUAUAUUCUGCAGUACCUGUUUGAUACGGAAACCAGUGAGGUCCAAACAUUGUGGUGUAUGCAACCGCUGUAUAGCAAAAUUUGAUCAUCAUUGCCCAUGGGUGGGUAACUGUGUAGGUGCAGGCAACCAUAGAUAUUUUAUAGGCUACCUAUUCUUCUUGCUUUUUAUGAUCUGCUGGAUGAUUUAUGGUUGUAUUUCUUACUGGGGACUCCACUGUGAGACCACUUAUACCAAGGAUGGAUUUUGGACGUAUAUUACCCAGAUUGCCACGUGUUCACCUUGGAUGUUUUGGAUGUUCCUGAACAGUGUUUUCCACUUCAUGUGGGUGGCUGUAUUACUCAUGUGUCAGAUGUACCAGAUAUCAUGUUUAGGUAUUACUACAAAUGAAAGAAUGAAUGCCAGAAGAUAUAAGCACUUUAAAGUCACAACAACGUCUAUUGAAAGCCCAUUCAACCACGGAUGUGUAAGGAAUAUUAUAGACUUCUUUGAAUUUCGAUGCUGUGGCCUCUUUCGUCCUGUUAUCGUGGACUGGACCAGGCAGUAUACAAUAGAAUAUGACCAAAUAUCGGGAUCUGGGUACCAGCUGGUGUAGCAACAUCUUUAUCCUAUGAAGCAUAUUGCUGAGUGGUGCCUGAAAAUUGUGUCUGUCCGUGUCUCUCUCACACUCGAAUCCACAUCCUUUGAACAAGAGCAUGCUAUGUGUAGGGCUAACGGUGAAUUUUACAGUCUUUUUUUCAACACUUUUAUUAACAAAAGUAAACAUGGACAGAACACACUGCCAUUUCUGGGAAGAGUAAAGAUGAUAAAAAAUAAUUUUAAUGGUUCUUAAUGUGGAAAUUCACAGCAUACUCAACUUUUGGGUUUUGUUCUCACAGUAUUUUUCACAAAAAAGGUAAACUUAUUCUGUUGACAGACAUGAUGUACUGAUGAGAAAUGUUCAGUUUUAACUAAAACUAAAUUUUUGUUAUUUGGCUAAAUGUUAUGAUGCAGUCUA